This is a messenger RNA of Thunnus maccoyii (southern bluefin tuna), 5127 nucleotides long. RefSeq names its product multidrug resistance-associated protein 1-like. Gene Ontology annotation, biological process: transmembrane transport. The coding region runs from base 160 to 4722 and encodes 1520 amino acids. The record is from RefSeq and is a predicted model, not a curated record. The transcript is spliced from 30 exons. Gene Ontology annotation, cellular component: membrane. NCBI's taxonomy places the organism in Eukaryota, Metazoa, Chordata, Actinopteri, Scombriformes, Scombridae. Gene Ontology annotation, molecular function: ABC-type transporter activity; ATP hydrolysis activity; ATP binding.
CAGUUGGGGAGACUCACAUUCACACAGCAGCGUUUGUUCAGACAGAAAGUUUCAGCAGCAGCAGAAAUUUCAGGAGAGUAAAACAAGUUUUUUGAGAUAAAAACAGAAGAGAAGAAGUACGAGUGGCAGAAAUAUAAGAGCAGAAGAAGAAGAGGAUAGAUGGAAGAUCUGUGCAGCGUCAGCGGUCUGGAUCCUCUCUGGGACUGGAACCUGACGUGGCACACCACCAGGCCAGACCUGACUCAGUGUUUCCAGCACACCAUCCUGGUGUGGUUCCCUUGUGUUUACCUGUGGACCUGUUCACCUCUCUACGUGCUCUACCUGAAGCUCCGCCCCCACCGAGGCAUCAUCCCACUGUCUAAACUCUGCUGCACCAAGACGCUCCUCAGUUUGAGUCUGGCAACUUUGGGUCUUCUGGAGAUCUUUUACUUGCUGGUGAAGAAGAAUGAGGAGAUCCACAAGCACAUGGUCUUCCUGCUGGGCCCGAUGGUCCGAAGCGCUACUCUGGUUUUGGCAGUUGUUAUAAUUCAUGUAGAGAGGAUGAAGGGCAGCCGUUCAUCCAUCCUCCUCUUUCUCUUCUGGACUCUUCUGGUUGUUUGCUCCGUUGUUCCUCUGAAGGUCAACAUCCAACAGAUUAUUGAUCAGGGUUUUUCAUCAGAUGCUGUUCGUCUUGUAGCGUUCUUCGCCUGUUUUUCCCUCCAGUUCAUUCAGCUCAUUCUCUGCUGCUUCUCUGACCGCCGACCGCUCUCUGCCAAACACACCUACGUCCAGAAUCGGUGUCCUGAAGAAGAUGCCUCAUUUCUCUCCAAGUUCUUCUUCUUUUGGUUCAGCAGUUUGGUGAUUCGUGGCUAUCGGCGCCCCCUGCAGGCUGCAGACCUGUGGUCCCUGCGGGAUGAGGACUCCUCCGUCCGGAUCCUGUCUGACAUGGAGAAGGCCUGGACUCGGCGCUGUGCAGAGCUGCACAGGAAGGACCAUGCUGGUUCUGGACCUUCCUGUUCCUGGUCUGCUGGUUCUGCUGUGCUGACAGAAAAAACUCAGCUGCUGAGGAAGAGGAGGAAGAGGCAGAGCUACAGUCUCUUCCUCCUCCACACACUGGGGCGGAGCUUUGGACCGGACUUCCUGUGUGGAACAUUGUGCCUGCUCCUCCAUGAUGCCUUCAUGUUUGCUGUGCCGCAGGUUCUCAGCCUGCUGCUGGGCUUCAUGCGGGACGAGGACGCUGCCAUGUGGAAAGGUUUCCUGUUCGCCUCGCUGCUCUUCCUGCUGUCCUGCCUGCAGUCUCUGCUGCACCAUCAGUACAUGUAUCUCUGCUUCACUGUAGGAAUGAGGCUGAAAACUGCCGUCAUGGGCCUCAUCUACAGGAAGUGUCUGGUGAUGAGCAGUGCAGCUCGGCGGCAGUGCACGGUGGGAGAAAUCAUCAACCUGGUUUCAGCCGACACCCAGAAGCUGAUGGACUUUGUGGUUUACUUCAACAGUGUGUGGGUGGCGCCCGGCGAGAUCGCACUCUGCUUCUUCUUCCUGUGGAAGCUGCUCGGUCCGUCUGCUUUGGCUGGUAUCGCUGUCGUCAUCCUGCUCUUCCCUCUGAAUGGAUUCAUCGCUAAGAUGAGGAGCAAACUGCAGGAGGUCCAGAUGAAGUUCAUGGACAAUCGGAUCAAACUGAUGAAUGAGAUCCUGAACGGUGUGAAGAUCCUGAAGUUCUAUGCCUGGGAGGCUGCUUUCCUGCGGCGUGUCGGCGAGCUUCGGGACGGAGAACUGGACGCCCUGAAGAAGUCUCAGAUCCUCUACUCAAUCUCUCUGGCCUCCUUUAACUCUUCCUCCUUCCUGAUCUUGUUUGCAGUCUUUGGAGUCUACGUUCUGAUCGAUGAGCGAAAUGUUCUGGAUGCUCAGAAAAUCUUUGUUUCUGUCGCUCUCAUCAACAUCCUGAAGACUCCUCUAAGUCAGCUUCCUUUCGCCAUGAGCACCACCAUGCAGGCUUUGGUCUCGCUCAGACGUCUGGGAAACUUCCUGCUGCAGGACGAGCUGAAGCUCGACAAUGUGGAGAGACUGCCUCAUAACACAGACAGGGAUGCCGUGACCAUUGAGGGUGGAUCCUUCGCCUGGUCAGCUGACGGGCCGCCAUGUCUGCAGAGGAUCAACAUGGUGGUGAAGACUGGCGCCCUGGUGGCUGUAGUCGGCCAUGUUGGCUCAGGAAAGUCCUCACUGCUUUCCGCCAUGUUGGGAGAGAUGGAGAGAAGGAGCGGCAGCAUCUCCGUCAAGGGUUCGGUGGCCUAUGUCCCCCAGCAGGCCUGGAUCCAGAACGCCACUCUGAAGAACAACAUCCUGUUUGGCCAGGAGAGAAAGGAGAGCUGGUAUCACCGCGUGGUGGAGGCCUGCGCUCUGCUGCCCGACCUGGACAUCCUGCCUGCCGGAGACGCCACUGAGAUUGGGGAGAAGGGCCUGAACCUCUCCGGAGGACAGAAGCAGAGGGUGAGUCUGGCUAGGGCCGUCUACAGGAAGUCAGAUGUUUACCUGCUGGAUGACCCGCUGUCGGCUGUUGAUGCUCACGUGGGACAACACAUUUUUGAUCGAGUCAUUGGACCCAAAGGUCUCCUGAAAGACAAGACUCGGCUGCUGGUGACUCAUGGCCUCAGCUUCCUGACUAAGGCAGACCUGGUCCUGGUGAUGGAGGGGGGUCAGAUCUCUGAGAUGGGAUCCUUCAUGGAGCUGAUGGACCGGAAGGGAGCCUUCGCCCACCUCAUCCACACCUUCAGUGGGCCACACCGCAGAGAGAGCUCCGCCCACAGGGACAAGAGCAGCAGGAAGUCGUUGUCUCGCCUCAGUAUGACGGAUUUCUCCAUCGAUCUGUCUCAGGAGCAGCUGAUCAGCUGUGACCUGAGUGGUGCCAGUGUUCAGAUGAUGGAGGCUGUCGAUCAGGACUCAGACCCUGAGGAUUCUGGGAAACUUACUCAGGCUGAUGAGGCUCACACAGGCAGGGUGAAGCUGCAGAUGUACAGAGAGUACUUCAGGACCGUCGGCCUGACCUUCAUCAUGACCAUCAUCUUUCUCUGCGCCUUCCAACAGGCCGCCUCGUUGGCCUACAGCUAUUGGCUGAGCCUGUGGGCUGAUGAGCAGCCCGUCAAUGGCACACAGAGUGACCACGAGUUGAAACUCAGCGUGUUUGGAGCGCUGGGUGUCACCCAGGGAGCGGCCAUGUUUGGGACAACGCUGGCUAUCGCUCUGGGGGGCAUCGUCGCGUCGCGUCAUCUCCACGCCGACCUGCUACACAGCGUCCUGCGCUCGCCCAUGUCCUUCUUCGAGGCGACACCCAGCGGAAACCUGCUGAAUCGCUUCUCCAAGGAGAUCGACGCCAUCGACUGCAUGAUUCCUGAGGGGCUGAAGAUGAUGUUGGGCUACCUGUUCAAGCUGCUUGAGGUCUGCAUCAUUGUGCUGCUGGCAACACCGUUCACUGGGCUGGUGCUUGUGCCGCUCACAUGUCUCUACAUCUUCAUUCAGAGUUUCUACGUGGCGGCGUCAUGUCAGCUGCGACGCCUGGAGGCAGUAAGUCGCUCGCCGAUCUACAGCCACUUCAACGAGACAGUGCAGGGCGCCAGCAUCAUUCGAGCCUUCGGUGAACAGCGGCGCUUUGUGCUGCAGGCCGACCAUCGCAUUGACAACAACCAGGAGGCUUAUUUCCCUCGCUUUGUCGCCACCAGAUGGCUGGCGGUGAAUCUGGAGUUUUUGGGGAAUCUGCUUGUUCUAGCUGCUGCCAUCCUGUCGGUGCGAAGUCGGGCUGAGCUGAGCCCAGGCAUCGUGGGAUUGGCGGUGACACACUCUCUCCAGGUGACAGGGAUCUUGAGCUGGAUUGUUCGAUCCUGGACUGACGUAGAGAACAACAUUGUGUCAGUGGAGAGAGUGAAGGAGUACAUUGACACCCCCAAAGAGGCCGCCUGGACACUCCCGGCCAGUCUGCUGCCUGCAGCUUGGCCCACCACAGGGACCAUCCAGUUUGAGGACUACGGACUGCAGUACCGUAAAGGUCUGGACUGGGCCUUGAAGGGAAUCUCCAUCAGUAUCCAGGACAAAGAGAAGGUGGGGAUUGUUGGACGGACCGGAGCGGGGAAGUCCUCCCUGGCUUUGGGACUGUUCCGGAUCCUGGAGGCGGUGAAGGGACAGAUCUGCAUUGACGGGAUCAACAUCGCUCAGAUCGGCCUUCAUGAGCUCCGCUCCAGAAUCACCAUCAUCCCUCAGGACCCGGUGCUGUUCUCAGGGUCUCUGAGGAUGAAUUUGGACCCCUUUGACACCUGUUCAGAUGAGGAGCUGUGGAGAGCUCUGCAGCUGGCUCACCUACACGCCUUUGUGUCCGCUCUGCCACAAAAACUCAACCAUCAGUGCUGCGAAGGAGGAGAGAACCUCAGUGUAGGUCAGCGGCAGCUGCUGUGUCUGGCCCGAGCUCUGCUGAGAAAGACCAGGAUCCUGGUUCUGGAUGAAGCCACAGCAGCUGUGGACCUGGAGAUGGACCAGUUGAUCCAGUCCACCAUCCGGACUCAGUUUAAGGACUGCACGGUCCUGACCAUUGCCCACCGCCUCAACACCAUCCUGGACUACAGCAGGGUCGUCGUGAUGGACCGAGGCUCCAUCGCAGAGAUGGACUCCCCCUCCCAGCUCUUCCAGCAGCAGGGCCACUUCUAUCAGAUGUGCCUCCAGGCCGGUCUGACAGACUCAUUUAAACCAAUCAACACGCAGUAAACAUGUGAUGUCUGUUCCUCUGUGCAGUCAGUGCAGUAAGGAGUAAAAACCUGGAUGGGUGUGUGAACCUGUUAGAUGGAUGAGGACUACAGGUUUAUAGUUGGUACAUCUUUGAAAGAUCAGUUCAGAGCAGCCCGACCACGUCUGGAUGUUCAGUCUUUUUAUCUCUAACUUGUUUUGGACGUUUACAGAAGUGACAACCAUGAAGAGAACUUAAUUUAUAACUUCAUCAGUCUCAUGAUGGACAAUCUGUAUCUUCUUUUAUUCUAGUUUUGAGCUUCUUGAUAACUGUUGUGAUCGAUCUUCCUGCAGGCUGUGUGUUAGUGAGCAGCAGGAUUUAUCUGCUAUGAUGAUGUCACAUGUUCCUGUUUCAACAGAAAAUAAACUUCAUGAUGUUUCCUGUGA